This is a messenger RNA of Penicillium soppii, 1488 nucleotides long. RefSeq names its product putative MFS phospholipid transporter (Git1). NCBI's taxonomy places the organism in Eukaryota, Fungi, Ascomycota, Eurotiomycetes, Eurotiales, Aspergillaceae. The transcript has 6 exons. Gene Ontology annotation, biological process: carboxylic acid transport; transmembrane transport. Gene Ontology annotation, molecular function: carboxylic acid transmembrane transporter activity. The record is from RefSeq and is a predicted model, not a curated record. Gene Ontology annotation, cellular component: plasma membrane. The coding region runs from base 1 to 1488 and encodes 495 amino acids.
AUGGCCGAGUCUAAGUCUUAUCCCAAGGAUAUCUCCGAGAAGGGUCUUGAUCCCCUCGAGCAGCAACCUAUCGAACUCCGCCCUCUUGAGGCUCUUCAAAAAGGUCGCUGGGAACGAAGCUGGCCCACAAUUGCAUGUGGUGCUGGUCUGUUUUCCGAUGGCUACCUGAACCAGAUCAUUGGUCCGGUUGGUACCAUGCUGGAGCAAAUCUAUGGAGAUGCCUACACCAAUUCCACAGCCCAGCAGAAUGUCUCCUCGAUUGUUUUCGCUGGUACAGUGGUUGGCAUGCUCCUGUUCGGCUACACCAGUGAUCACUGGUCGCGCAAGUGGUCCCUGAUGAUCUCCACCAUCAUUUUGUUCAUCUUUGCGGCCCUCGGAGCUGGUUCCUAUGGUGCAGGCGGAAGCAUAGGCGGUAUGCUUGCUGCGCUGACAGCUUAUCGUUUCUUCCUCGGAAUUGGAAUCGGUGGCGAGUAUCCCGCUGGAUCGGUGGGCGCUGCAGAGAACACCGGAGAACUGAAGGCUGGACACCGUAACCGCUGGUUCAUCAUGUUCACGAACUUCCAGAUCGACUUCGGCUUCGUGGUCGCUGCUCUUGUGUCCAUGAUUUUGGUCCUAAUCUUUACUGAGGACCACCUGCGUGCCUGUUGGCGUGUAGCCCUGGGACUGGGAGUGAUACCCCCGUUGAGUUUGAUGUACCUUCGAUUGAAGAUGAACGAGCCCGAGGAGUUCAACCGGGAGCGCAUGCACAAAUUCCCUAUUUGGCUCAUUAUCAAAUUCUACUGGAAGCGCCUGGCUGUUGUUUCUAUUAUCUGGUUCCUUUACGACUUCUCAGCUUACAGCUUUUCCAUCUACUCGUCAGCUUGGGUGAAGAUUAUCCUAGGCGACCAUGCCCCGCUGUGGAAAAGCUUUGGCUGGGCCACCGUGAUCAACUGUUUCUACAUCCCCGGUUCCGCACUUGGAGCCUUCAUGAGUGAUUGGAUUGGUCCCCGCUACACCCUUGCCCUCGGAGUGGGCCUCCAAGGAGUCAUAGGAUUCAUUAUGGCCGGAUGCUACAAGUGGCUUGCGACCCCAGAGAACGUGGCGGCCUUUGUUGUCGUAUUUGGAAUCUUCUCUGCUCUCGGUGAGAUGGGGCCCGGUGACAACAUUGGUCUCUGUGCUGCCAAGACCAGCGCGACUGCCAUUCGUGGCCAGUACUACUCUUACGCAGCCGCAUUCGGCAAGAUCGGGGCUUUCGUGGGCACCUAUGUGAUCCCAAUCAUCCAAAAGAACGCACCCAACGCGAUCCGCAAGGGCCAGGAUCCGUUCUGGGUUUCCAGCGCACUGUGUAUCUUGGCAGCUUUCAUGGCCUUGUUCCUGAUGCCGCAAAUUAACCAAGAUACCAUCACUCACGAGGAUGCCAGAUUCCGCGACUACCUUGAGGCUAACGGAUACGAUACCACGACAAUGGGCAACCCCAACCGCCACAGCGACGCCCGCGACCAUGAGUAA